Messenger RNA from Penicillium chermesinum, 792 nucleotides. RefSeq lists its product as uncharacterized. Bases 1 to 792 code for a protein of 263 amino acids. NCBI's taxonomy places the organism in Eukaryota, Fungi, Ascomycota, Eurotiomycetes, Eurotiales, Aspergillaceae. Gene Ontology annotation, molecular function: nucleic acid binding; RNA-DNA hybrid ribonuclease activity. The transcript has 2 exons. The record is from RefSeq and is a predicted model, not a curated record.
AUGCCUAAGGGAAUGAAGGAACGAAUCGCCUUCCAGCAGCGCAAGAACCAAUCAAGCUCUCAAGUACCACUGGGAAGCUUGGAGGAUCGAGUCGCGUUCGCAAAGUACAAAGCAGUUGGAGAUGACACUUUCGUUGUCGAUCCAAUCCGACGCUUCGACGCAGACGCGUACCCCGAUCACUUCCAGCCCUUUGACAUCGAAGUAUCAUGGGGAAACUGGAUCUACGUCGCGUGCCCUGAUGCCACAACCAAAUGCUCCAAAUGCCAGCGCUUCCCCUACCACCAAGGCUGUGUGAUCCUGUCCAUUGAUGGCAAAUGUGAGGCCCCGUCUCAGACACCAGACAAGCCGCGCGCGUCGAUGGCCGUGUUCUUCGGACACGAGAAUAUCUACAACCUAGCCGUUGAAAUCGAAGAAGAACGACACACGGUGCAGGUAGCCGAGCUGAAGGCCUGCAUUGCCGCCCUCGUCAAAGCAAUCGAUCUCUUCCAGGAUGAAAAGAAAGGCCGGUGCGAAAUGGAUCAGACAUGGCCCCUGCAUACGCUUGUCAUCAAGUCUCACUCCAAUUACAUUGUGCAGGGUAUCUCCGAGUGGCUGCCUAAGUGGAAGGCCAACGGUUUCAAAAAUUGUAAGGGGAAGCCCGUCGCGAAUGAUAGCCUGUGGCGACUGGUGGAUCUGUGGAUUCGACACUUGGAAGUAAAUGCCCAGGUGUUGUUCUGGCUGGUUCCCCGGGAGAAGAACAUAAUAGCCGAAUCAAUGAGUGCUUGGGUUUUGACCCAGCCCGUGAGCCGCUGA